Pristis pectinata (smalltooth sawfish) is the source of this 999-nucleotide messenger RNA. RefSeq names its product taste receptor type 2 member 143. NCBI's taxonomy places the organism in Eukaryota, Metazoa, Chordata, Chondrichthyes, Rhinopristiformes, Pristidae. Gene Ontology annotation, molecular function: G protein-coupled receptor activity. The coding region runs from base 1 to 999 and encodes 332 amino acids. The record is from RefSeq and is a predicted model, not a curated record. Gene Ontology annotation, biological process: sensory perception of taste; G protein-coupled receptor signaling pathway. The transcript has a single exon. Gene Ontology annotation, cellular component: membrane.
AUGGGAUGGUUGAUGGAGGCUACGACUGUCGGAUUCUUCGCCAUUUUCGGAUUAAUAGCCAACGUCUUUAUCCUGCUGACAUUGCUGCCGGAGUUGCGUCAAUGCAACGCACCGCCCGCCGACGUCAUCGUCGCCGGCCUCGCCCUCGCUAACAUGAUCACCAUCGCUGUCGCCAUUCUCCGAAUGGCAGUGGAUUUCAUUCACAUUUUCUGUGAGCUUCAGCAAAAGAUCGCGGAGUCUUUCCUUACCCUCUCGCACUCCCUGAGCUUCUGGAUCAGCGCGCUCCUCUGCUUCUUCUACUGUCUGAAAAUCGUCAGUGUCCAUCGGCCCAACGCCAAAAAACUAGCCCAAAUCAUCGGCCGGAAUAGUCGUCUUUGGAUCGCCGCCACGGCGUUGCUGAGCUGCGCUCUCGGAGCUUUAGACUGUUACAUGACCAAUGCAGCUUUGACCUGCCAAUACCACAACGGGUCCUAUCACUUUCACUCAACGAACGGUUCCAACACAUGGAAUCGGGAGACAAUUGAAGAAUUGGAUAUGUACAUGAACCUGAUCCUUGGAACAGCAUUCCCCACCGUCUGGAUGUCCACGUCUUGCAUUUGCCUUAUCACAGCGCUCUUGCAAAACAGACGAUUUUCCCUGAAGCUUACCUCCAACGUUAAACAACACAAGGACCAUCACAUGCGCAUAAUAGCCAUGGUGAUUUGCCUUUAUCUGUUAUUUCUAUUCAUCCUCUUUGCAAGAAUUAUAUUUUUGUUCUGUGUCAUUUCUCAGACUUCUCUCUGCUCCUUUAUGAUGGAGGAAUUGUUUGAUUUUACUUACCUGUAUGACGCCUUCUCGUAUGCGGUCUUGAAUCCUGUGAUCAUCGUUUGCGGGGUUUGCAAACUUCGCGAUAAGAUGAGCAGAUUCUGUUGUAGGCGGGUCACUUGCCCGCAGACGGAAGGUGCGGGACCUCCGUUCGUAGUCGGCAGUUUUGCGGGAGGUAGAGGCGGCAAGCCAUAG